This is a messenger RNA of Cuculus canorus (common cuckoo), 7547 nucleotides long. RefSeq names its product RUNX family transcription factor 1 (gene RUNX1). The transcript is spliced from 6 exons. Gene Ontology annotation, cellular component: nucleus. The record is from RefSeq and is a predicted model, not a curated record. Gene Ontology annotation, biological process: regulation of transcription by RNA polymerase II; regulation of cell differentiation; neuron differentiation. NCBI's taxonomy places the organism in Eukaryota, Metazoa, Chordata, Aves, Cuculiformes, Cuculidae. Gene Ontology annotation, molecular function: ATP binding; RNA polymerase II cis-regulatory region sequence-specific DNA binding; DNA-binding transcription factor activity, RNA polymerase II-specific. Bases 1129 to 2526 code for a protein of 465 amino acids.
AAAAAAAAAAAAAAAAAAAAGAGAAUUGGCAAUGACUGCCGAAGUUGUUGCAGACUGUUGGUUUGACUGCUGAGGAAGACGUGAGUGAGAGAGAGAGAGCGCUGUUGCACACACAAAACCACAGAGAGAACCCACAAUUUAACCAACAUCCCCAAACCCAAGUUUUCAGCUGUGGACCUUUUAGCCUUCAGAGCUUGCGAUCGGCUGCGAACUUUCUUUAAUCUGAUGGAAGAUGUUAUACCAAAGACAAGUACAGACAUAGAGACUUAAAGCCUGAAUACCUUGCACUGAGCUCUUCCUUUUUUUUAUUUUUGCGGGAGGAUGGUUGAUAGGUCGUGACACGAGUAGUCUUUGAGCAAUGCGAACCAAACUACUGAAGCUGAUUUUCAAGGCUGCUUAAAAAAAAAAACCUUGCCGAGAACAUUAAUGGAUUCCUGUUGUGUUUAAAUUCUCUACAGAUUAUAUUGUAAAUAUUUUAUGAAGGACAGUAUAUGUGCGUGUGCGUGCGUGUGUGUACAUGAAUAUAUAUAUGCAGUUGUAGCCAGCUGACCUUUGAUCAGAAAGCCUAGCUCGCGUACUGCCUUCUCUGAAGACUGACUCUGAAUUUCGCUCUCUUAAAGAGCGAUUUUUUUUUUUUUUCCUGCGGAAGACGCUGAGGCAUUUUGCUUUCUCUUGGGACUGCAAAGAAAUCACCUGGAAGAAACCGAUAGGCAACUGACUCUCUGGGAAGCCCAGGCUUUGCAUGUCUUUCUGACCUCGUCGUGCCUAAUUUUUUCCACGGUGCUUGGAAGUUUGGAAGGAGCUUUUCCUCCUCCGGUAACUUUUUGCAGCCUAGAUGCACAGGCACCGCGGUAAAGCCCCGCACGGACUACCCUUUCGCUUAUCGGAUUAACGUGAUCUAUUCCGCAGCUCCGGGAAGCCAAGAGUUAAGUCUCGGCGUGCUCGCUAUCUCAGCCGCCUUCAGCAAAAAAUUAACUUUGGGGACUGGCGUAGAAACAAGUUUCCCCCGGGUCCUCUGCCUGUAUCCGUUUAUGUUGGUCCCCAGAGAGCAGGUCGCCGAAGAGUUACUCUCGUUUCGCUGUUUUGUAAAAACCCUGUGGAGGUCUUUCACUCAAAAGGCUUGUUGUGAUGCGUAUCCCCGUAGAUACCAGCACCAGCCGCCGCUUCACGCCGCCCUCCACCACGCUGAGCCCGGGGAAGAUGAGCGAGCCGCUGCCGCUGCCCGGCGCCGAGCACAGCGGCGCUCUGCCGGGGAAGCUGCGCAGCGCCGACCGCAGCAUGGUGGAGGUCCUGGCCGACCACCCCGGGGAGCUGGUGCGCACCGACAGCCCCAACUUCCUCUGCUCCGUGCUGCCCACCCACUGGCGCUGCAACAAGACGCUGCCCAUCGCCUUCAAGGUGGUGGCCUUGGGAGACGUGCCCGAUGGGACACUGGUAACGGUGAUGGCUGGAAAUGAUGAAAACUACUCUGCAGAACUCCGAAACGCCACAGCUGCUAUGAAAAACCAAGUAGCAAGAUUCAACGACCUCCGAUUUGUGGGGAGAAGUGGAAGAGGGAAAAGCUUCACACUGACUAUCACAGUCUUCACAAAUCCGCCACAAGUGGCCACAUACCACAGAGCCAUCAAAAUAACAGUGGAUGGACCUCGUGAACCCAGAAGACAUCGUCAGAAAAUAGAUGAGCAGACAAAACCUGGGAGCUUGUCCUUUUCAGAGCGCCUGAGUGAACUGGAGCAGUUGCGUCGUACGGCCAUGAGGGUCAGCCCACACCACCCAGCCCCCACACCCAACCCACGAGCCUCCUUGAACCACACCACUGCUUUUAACCCUCAGCCUCAGAGUCAGAUUCAGGGUCUCUUUUUCAUUGCAGACACAAGGCAAGUACAGCCAUCUCCACCAUGGUCCUACGACCAGUCCUACCAGUACCUGGGCUCCAUUGCCACCCCCUCUGUGCACCCCGCUACACCAAUAUCUCCCGGCAGGGCUAGCGGCAUGACAUCCCUCACCGCAGAGCUUUCAAGCCGGCUGUCAAGUGCUUCUGACUUGACUGCGUUCAGUGACCCCCGGGUGGGAAUCGACCGUUCCUUCUCUGCACUCCCCUCCAUCUCUGACCCUCGGAUGCACUAUCCUGGAGCAUUCACCUACACACCGACGCCCGUCAGUUCAGGGAUAGGAAUUGGUAUGUCUGCCAUGUCCACAGCCACAAGAUACCACACUUACCUACCACCUCCUUACCCUGGCUCGUCACAGGCCCAAGGCAACCCAUUCCAGACCAGCUCGCCUUCCUAUCACCUCUACUACGGAACCUCUGCCGGCUCCUAUCAGUUCUCCAUGAUCUCAGGGGGAGACCGGUCCCCCCCACGCAUCCACCCACCCUGCACGAAUGCCUCCACGGGAUCGACACUCCUCAACCCCAACCUCCCCAACCAAAGUGAUGUGGUUGAGGCAGAAGGAAGCCACAGCAACUCCCCUACUAACAUGGUGACCACAGCGAGGCUAGAGGAAGCAGUGUGGCGACCAUACUGAAUGAAUUUUAAGUAGUUAUGGGCCAGGACUAAAGUGCUUUCAAUUUUCCGGUGGCCGUAGGUAUCCCAUAAACACCAUCUUGCUUAUGGGCCCUGCCAUGUUUAUACAUCAGUUUCAGAUGAAAACCCUCCAGAAGUCAGUGCUCCCAGGAGUGGUGGUGUGUGCUAGCCAGCCCCUGGCGAAGUGAAGUCGCUCCAGCAAAGCAUCCCUUGUGGGGGACUGAGCUUCUGGAAAGGAGGACACCUGAGUUGGUGGUCCAAAGGUAGCAAGGGUGGGGAGAAAAAUACCCAGUCUGUUUCCAGGCCUGUGGCUUUCUAUCAUGCCUGGGCUUCAAGGUCUCCACAGCUCUAAAGAGAGUUUUGGUUCACUUCUAUUUUUAAGACUUAAAACCUAAAAGAAUCUUAGUGAGUUUACUGCAUCUUAUGGACAUAUUAACUGUAAGAAAGUAUAGGAAGAUUCCCAGAGGGAAACUGUGAAUGCUUCUGUUUUAGCAAUGCUGUGAAUGAGAGGUUUUAUAUGUUGAACUUCAUUCUUUCUUCUUUUUUUUUUUUUAACCACGUUGUAUAUUCCAAAGAAUAUGGAAAUUUUUUAUUGCUGGGGUUUUUUUGUUUUGUUUUGGGUUUGUUGGUUUUGUUUGUUUUUUGUUUUUUUUUUUUUUUAGGAUGCAGCUCAUAUUGCUUUGCAUCUAAUUUGUUUUAUUUCUCUCGGCACCUUAUAAAUUGCAAAAAAAAAAAAGAUUUUGCUCUUUUUUUUCUCAUAAACAUGCUUGCUUCUUUCUUGGUUUGUCAAUUGAAAGAAUCAGCCCCUUUUUCAAUGAGUUAAUUUAACUUUUUUCUCUUGGAUUUUUUUUAAUACAACGGCUACAGCCUUGGGUCAUUUUCAACUACUGUACUACUUUGAUGAGUUCGUUGAUAUUUAUGCUUGCUAUUUAGACUUUUCUUAUUUGUUGAUACUGUUAUUAUUUAAAUAUGCCUAUAUUAAAAAAGAACAGUAAUUGCCUUUUUUAGUAGCAGCCAAAGUUAAAUUUGUCACAUUGAAAAAGGCUAGAGUAACGAUGGGUAAAGUGACCUUCUAAUUACCUAGAAAUAUUGUUUACAAUGAUCUCACUCUUAUUUUACUCAGCUAACUAGGCUUAGAUGCUCAAAGGCAUUUAGGUGCCCAACUCCCAUGGAAUGAUUUAGGCACCAAAAUCCCUGCGAACUUCUGUGCCUUCACACCCAGUGGAGUCAUCUCACUCUACUCCUUCCUCACGUUUCCUUCAUGACCAGUGGUGACCAUCAGGAUCAGUGAUCAGGAUGCACAUAUUUCAUAAAGCAGACUCAAAAUUCCAUAGCUAAAUACAGCCUCAUACAGCCCCACUCUGCUUGCCUGGGCUCCCUAACAGUCCUAGUGGAGGCCUCCUAGUCUUUCAAAAGCAAAAGCCAACGUGCAGUUAGCAUGGCAAGGAUGAAGUCCUGGCUAUGAUGGAAUCAGUGUGAGAUUUGCUUCUGGCUCAAUGGAGCCAAGAUUUCUGUGCAGAACAAAAGCCACAUCCAGUGCACUGGAAAAUAGAUCAGUUCAUGCAUCACAAAAUAACUCUAACUAAACAGGAUUGUCAAACUCAUCUGGAAAGCAGGCUAGCAAAGAAAGGGCCUUAGCAGUUCCUCUGUCACCAUCUUCUGAGGGUAUUUAAUGGUAUUUAGAGCUGGUGCACACAGUAUUCUGUCCUGUAGCAGGACAGAAUGUAUGGCUUAUACUAACAGCAUGUUAAUACAGAGUCGUCAUUGUUGCCCAUUGUUACAGCACAAACAUAUCAGAUGUCACUGUAAAGUUUAUGGCACUAUUUUAUUUGAGGGUUUGGUCUGAAUGCAGUUGUUGUACUACUCAUUAAUUGCAAACUGCUGAUGUUGACACAUAUGUGUUCCAAAUUAGCUGAUUAUUAUUUAAUGUACCUCUUAAAUGAGUGAAACAAUUGCAGGUCAACUCAGAGAGAGUAUUUGAAAGCAGGACUUCAGAUCAGUGUUUGAUGUUUAAAAAAAAGUAAAUGGAUUCAAAUGAAAAAGAUCCUUGGCUGCAGGCAGCAAAACAGCUGGACUUAUUUAAAAGCAUUUGUUUUUCAAAUUUUCUUUUUUAUAUAUAUGAUUUUGCUUCUUUGUUUAAGUCAGAUGCAGUAGCACUUUGGUAUUGAAAAGUUACAAGCUGAAGAAUUUGCUUUGUCAAUAAGGUCAUUUUUGUGCAGAAAAUAGGGAGUGUUUCAAGAGAUUUCAGAAAAAGUUUAAAAUUAUUCUGUUAAUAUAUAUGCAUGGCCUUGUGCUUUUCAUUUAGCAUAAUAUUCUUUAUCAUUUUCUAGAACUUACUCUGAACAAAAAAGGCAGAAAACAUCAAAAUUAUAUCAGAACAGUUAAAAAUAUGUUUUGGGAUUACGGAGACCUUGCUGAACAUGGAAAUACAAAGAGCCUACCUGUUGUGACAUUUGUAUAGUUGGAAUCUCACCUCUUCAUUAGCCUAAAAAAAGUCCUUCUUCACUAAACAAUAGCUCUGUUGCAGAAUCUAUUUUACACAUUCUCCAUUGCUAUGCAAUUAAAAUAGAUUUCUUCAGCUCUCACAUCUGCCUUCUGACUGGACCAUCCAAGUGUAUAGUACUGUGAGCAUGAACUGAGCAGUGAGAGAGAGGAAAGGACCUCAGAGGAGCCAGAUGCCUCACCACAGAGGACAUGGCUGCGGUGGCCAGGUGACUUCAGCCCAGUGGCAGAGGUGAGGUUGAUGUCGGUAGUUGCUCCCAGGCCUGUCUGUCACUACAGACUGCUUUCAGCCAAAGCCCUUUGCCCCUUUUUAGCCUGCAGUUUGUACAACUCCCUUUUGAAACUAAAAGAUCAGGGAUUCAGAAGAAUGAGGAGCUGACAUCUCUUAACCUGCAGAUUAGACCUAACAUCGAACAUUCCUUAUGUCUACACAUCUACUUUUUUUCACGGUUGUCGUAAAGGUGAAGUUUGAUUUUUUCUCUCUCUAGUGUGAAUAGGAUGAGAAACUGCAGAACUGUUUACCACACUUAAUCCAUGUCUUUACUGACAUGUAAGAAACUUCUGAGAUCUCUCACUGUCUUAUUAGUGAUAAUUGCCAUCAACUAAACUUUUGAGUCUAACCUCUCCGUGUAUGCUAAGCACAGCACAAAGAAGCACCCUCUUUACAAAGUAAAAACCAAGUUCAUCAUCCCUUGCAACAAGUCUGUUUAAUCACUGUGAGUUUCACUGUAUUCACACAAGUACUUAUGAGAAACCACAGUUUACUCAAAUCUAUAUUUUUAUAGCCAUCCCCUGUCCCACUAAGGACAGCAAAGAUUUUUGAGGCUUUGAAAAUGCUCUCAUGUCAUUCCUCUCAUUUCUCAAGAGCACUUAACAGGCAGAAAGAGGACAUUUGGACAAAACAUCUCCCCCAUUUACGUGUCUCCAAAUUAUAGUGCAAGUAUAUAUUUUUUAUAUAUAUAUAUAAUAUUUAUAUUUUUUUUCCUCCCAAUACCUGAAUGGAAUAAAAAAAUAACUAUUGACCUUCUGUUCACAAGUCACACUCAGCAGUGUCUUAGAUGCUUACUUAGAUACUCUAUCAAAAUAGACUUAAUGAAAGUCCUUACUAUCAGCUUGUGUGUUCCUUUCACAAGACACAUCAAACAGCUUCAAAGAAUAUAUAAGAGCCAACUCUCAUUUGCUCUAAGGCCCAUUACUUGACUCUCAAACAAGAUUUAUGCUUAAUUCAAGAGUUCUUGCUAAACUUCCAGGUUGAUAUACAGGAGCUUUAGUGCAAGGGAGAGGUGAAUGCAGAGUGCAUCCCUGCUACAAAGGUUUGAUUUGUAAAACUAUGCCAGAUUAUCUGCUGAAAGCAGAAAAACCCUUUCCUCCAAAUGGCUUACAGUCUUUGUCAGUGUUCCGAAUUGCCUGCAGUCUUGAAACAUUCCUUACUGCUUUCUGGGUGACCUUUUCCAUUGGUGUAUUUGAAGAUUCAGGAGAAGUGGAUCAUUUUUAUAUUUGAGCAAAAUGCUUGUUUUCCUGCAUCGUAACAUUAUCGUAUCUUAUUUUUGUUAACUUUGCUUGGUCAGUACUGAUCACUUGGCAUUUUUUUCCUUGUCCUGAAAGAGUUGCAUCACAGAGUUACUUGUAUUUAUGUAUGUAAAUAGAUUUCAAAAGCUUCAUAGCAAAAUAUUUAGUGCUUGUAAUUACUCUGCUUUUUUUUUUUCAUUUUUCUGUGUUUUUAAUGAACUUACCUUUGUGUUUGCUUAAAUACUGUAGUGAGACUUACUUCUUUCCAAAUUAGUUAUUUUAGGCUUCAAGAUUAACUACAUUUUAUUCACUUUUGUAAACAGUUAUAGCAUGGUCUCUAUUCAACACUCUUCACUUUUUUGUGGUAGGGGAGAAAUGAAUGUGCAAAGAUCUGUGGGUUAUUUGUGGUAUUCUGGGUUUGACAAUUACAUCUUUCUUUAAAACAAAAACUAAACUUUCAGUCUGAGGUGGCCGUAUGGUAAGUCUGAGGGGAGAACACAGUGGGAGAUGCAGUCCAAUCAGAAUGGCAUCAAAGUGAAUUUGUUAAGCAUUUACUGGCUAUGUUUACAAAACAGACCCUGCAGCAUCCUCCAGCAGUCACAUUUUCCCUUGACACAGUCAUGCUGAACAUUUUCAGAAGGGGAAACUACCAGGUUCUGGAAGUUUGCUUUUGUGGUUUUGAUUGCAGGGGAUUUUUGUUUGGGGGGGGUGAGAGGGGAGGGAUGACUGCUGGGUUUUUGGAACCAGAUAGGAAAAGAAAAUAGAGUAGAUUUUUUUCCCCACUACAGGAAGUUUCUAGAUACCACGUCACAGUAGACUCUUGCUGUACAUAAGGAUGGCUGUGUCCAGCGCCACAGGAAAAUUCAUUACAACUAGCACACAGAGCAGCUGGACUGCUGCGUUAGUUCUAAUGAAUACUUUCUUUCUUUCUUUCUUUGUACCACAGUUUCCUCUGUAAAUUCAAUAUCAUAAUUAGUGUGAAUGACAAAUAAAAUGUUUGACAAGUAUGCA